GGAAUUGAAGGUUUCGAGAACAGAGGUUUUGCUACAAAGGUUGGAAUUGAGAAGAAAAACGAGAGAGAGAAAGAGAAGGGAGUCGAGGCGAGGCGGGGCGAAGAAAGGGGAGGUUGCUUGCUUGCUUGCUUGAACAGGAGUCAUUGUCCACCAGCAGUUGUUGGUUAUAGUUUCGUUCUGUACGCAAUUGUUCAGGUGUUGCGUGCAGUUAGUUGUUUUGGACGCUUGUCAAUCAUGGUGGCACAUGCAGCGGUUGCCAUAGCACUCACAUCAAUCGCCAGCUCUAGCUCUGCUUGUUUAGCAGGGUUUGAAAAUCGCCGUGCAAGGUUGGGGAAUGCGAGGGCAGUUGCAGAUACCGUGAAGCGCUCUAGUGGUGGUAAUGUGGACUCAGGAAAAUGGAGACAGAAUCAGAAUGUUUCUGCUGGUACACUCAGCUUGGCGUCUCCUCCCCUCCUGUCAUGUGUUGAGCAAACGGGUGGCUCUGCUUCAGCUUUUCUGGAGGAGCAAGAGGUUGUUAUGUCCUCAGGGAUGAAGGAGAUUGAGGAGAAAUUGAAAUUAUUAUUGACAGUUCAGACCAAAUUAGAGGAAAGCGUCACACCUCCUUCGAGGCAGAAGCAGGAGAGCUCAGGAAAGGAUGAUUUUUAUGUGAACUGUGGUGCUGCUAUACGCAAUCUUAGAGAGGAGCUUCCUGCCUUGUUCUACAAAGAUCUCAACUAUGACAUUUACAGGGAGGACAUCACAUUUAGUGACCCCAUGAACACAUUUUCGGGAAUAGAGAACUAUAAAACCUUGUUCUGGGCACUUCGGUUCCAUGGCCGCAUCUUUUUCAAAGCUUUGUGGGUUGAAAUAGUUCGAGUGUGGCAACCUUCUGAAAAGGUAAUCAUGGUCCGGUGGAUAGUUCGGGGCAUUCCACGAGUCCCUUGGGAAGCUCAAGGUCGGUUUGAUGGAACCUCUGAGUACAAGUUAGAUAAAGAUGGAAAAAUCUACUCUCACAAGGUUGAUAACAUCAUAAUGAACUCGCCUCCAAAACAUCAAACCCGAUCGGUGAUGGACUUGGUACGAGCUGCUGCAGGACAAGGUACCCCGACACCGACUUAUUAUCAGAAAGUCGGAGUAUUUUCUUUCUUAAAGCAGUUUACAUGGGUGCGCUUUUACCUAGCUUUGAGGAGUACUCUUGCUGUCACUUCCUCGAGUGAAGCAAUUGAUGUCCUACCUAAUGCCAGUCUCAAUCCUUAAGUUGCUAAUUGUAACUAUACAAUCUGAGAAGGUGGGUAUCCAUUUUCUACCCGUUUUCUGUGUAUCAUAUGGGAAAAGCAGUGGGUUAAAGUGGUGCUUGUACAUAGUGAUAUAUAUGGUAGAGAGCUGAAGUGUUGCCAGCCCCUCGUACAACGAGCAGUAGCAACCUCCAUCCAUGUCUCCACCCCACGAAAGACGUAUGGUGCCUAACCCUUCUGCAGCUGUUCUACGAGUUUUAACUUUAGAAAAUAGUUUGAAGAGGUUUCCACGCUUUGGUUUGGCGAGAGUUUUGGAAGGUAGUAAGCUUCCUGGGUGACUCCGAACUGCUGGACGAGGUGGUGGCUGGCUUACGGCAGUUCAUUAGUGCGCAAGCAAGCAGAGACUUGAGCGAGGGGUGGCUAUACCCCCUUCCAAAGCGGCCGGUGUAAUUCACUUGUGCAAGUGAGGAAUUUACUGUAAUACUUAUAAGGUGAUAUGAUCAGGAGAAUCAUACUAUCCUUUAUUUUCGGACUUUUGGAGAAAUUGGACUUUUCAUGCAUGUUCUGGAGCAGCUUGUUCCUCUGUUUUAAUUUUAACUAUUGAGUGUUUGUUUGAAA
This is a messenger RNA of Physcomitrium patens, 1832 nucleotides long. RefSeq lists its product as uncharacterized. The record is from RefSeq and is a predicted model, not a curated record. NCBI's taxonomy places the organism in Eukaryota, Viridiplantae, Streptophyta, Bryopsida, Funariales, Funariaceae.